UUUCGACGACGGUCUGCCAGUGCCGCACUAUGAAUCUGGUGGAGAUUUCACGUGCUAUCCGCUGAGUAGUCACCGCGACAAAUAAUAAUUAAAAAUAUCAACYAUACAGUKAUAUUAAAUAAAUAAUAACGACAAAUCGAAUUCCGCCGGCCACACGAUAUCAUCAUAUUAAGUGCAUUUGCUAAAAUAUUAUCGCAAAUAUUAUAUUCCCAGUGCAACAAAUCACAUCAAAAAUGUACGGGCUCUUAUUGGAAAACCUCUCAGAGUAUAUAAAAAAAAUGUAUGGUGAAGACAGAUGGGAAGAGAUACGGCGAAUGGCCAAUGUGGAUCAACCCAGUUUUAGUGUACAUCAAGUCUAUUGUGAAACGCUUAUUCCACGGCUAGCAAAAAAAUCCCAACAAGUACUUGGAAUUACAGAGAAAGAAUUUUUUGAACAAAUGGGAGUUCAUUUUGUCAGUUUUGUUGGCCAAUACGGCUAUGAUCGAGUACUAUCGGUAUUGGGGCGGCACAUGAGAGACUUUCUAAAUGAUUUCUCAUACAGCUCCAACAUGAUUGUUCAAAGCAUUGGAAAUUCAUUGAUGGUCAUUUUACCAGAUCUAGUUGGAAAACGGAUUACUAAUUGGUUUGAUCUUGUUAGACCCUUAAUAGCUUUUAAAUUUCAAACGAUUUUGAAUCGAACGAAUAAUAUUUUUGAGCUUGUUACUGUUCAACCAGUGCUUUCAAAUCGACCAACAGACAGACACGUUAUUCUAAGCGAUGAAUCCUAUUUUUCUCCAGAAGAAAACAARCUUCGAUUAAAAGGGCAAAUGAUUUAUAUGGACAAUUGGCAAAUGAUGAUGUACUUGGGUACGCCCGUGAUGCCUGAUCUCAAUGCAUUAGUAACUACUGGUCUAUACAUUAAUGAUCUCUCAAUGCACGAUUUCAGCAGGGACCUAAUGUUGGCAGGGACACAACAGUCAGUUGAAUUAAAGCUGGCACUAGACCAAGAGCAGUUAAAGUCAAAAAAACUGGAAGAGUCGAUGCGGAAACUAGAUGAAGAAAUGAAGCGUACUGAUGAGCUGCUAUAUCAGAUGAUACCUAAACAAGUGGCCGAUCGACUGMGGUCGGGUGAAAAUCCCAUAGACACAUGCCAAAUGUUUGACAGCGUGUCCAUAUUAUUUUCGGACAUAGUCACGUUUACCGAGAUAUGUAGCAGAAUCACUCCAAUGGAAGUGGUUUCAAUGCUGAACGCCAUGUAUUCUAUAUUCGACACACUAACAGAACGAAACAAAGUUUAUAAGGUUGAAACUAUUGGUGAUGCGUAUAUGGUUGUUUCGGGUGCACCAAUGACUGAAGAUAACCACGCAGAGAAAGUUUGUGAUAUGGCAUUGGAUAUGGUCGAUGCAAUUACAGAUCUAAAAGAUCCAUCGACGGGGUCUCAUUUGCAAAUCCGCGUCGGUGUGCACUCCGGAGCAGUGGUAGCUGGUAUCGUUGGUUUGAAGAUGCCGAGGUACUGUUUGUUCGGUGAUUCAGUCAACACUGCGUCCCGAAUGGAAUCUACAAGCGAAGCUAUGAAAAUUCAUAUAUCACAAACCACCAGGGAUCUAAUUUCGGCAUCGUAUAUGGUUAAAGAACGCGGUGAGAUUUACGUAAAAGGAAAAGGCGCAAUGAAAACAUAUUGGUUGGAACACCGGGAAAGCCGACCUCCAUUAAGUCGGGUGCUGCCACUGGCUAAYUCCGAUGUACCAGAGUUGGAGUGGGAGCGUAGUGCCGAUGCUGUAUUAGACAUUGUGGAACGCAACACAGACAUGAACAUGCAAUUGGCGGAAGACAGGAUUAGAACAUACUCACCGGUAACAUUUCAAGAAGUGGCUAGACACUCGAUAUCGCGUUCACCAGUAAGAGAAUAUUACCGAGAGUCCAGGUCAAACUCAAUAAGCUGCACACCCAUCGUUUCACAGAAAGAGCUGCAACGAUUGACGUGUCUGAAUAGAAGUUCGUCACCGCUGUCACGGUUCACAAGGAAAAUCGAACAGUUACCAAAGCCGGAUUCCACUUCGGCUAUGAUUGCCGUCGUCGCCGUCCAGAGACACAGAUUCGUGAGAAAUGCGGGUGCUGGUCGSGGUGGUACUCAGACAGCUCCGUCAUCACCAGAGGCGCACAAGGAAGAGGAUACGUUGGCCGAGUCAUCGCCGAUACAUCCGGUGGAACUAUCACCAUCGGUAUCAGCGCGAUCACCGUCCCCACCUCCUCCACCACCGCCUCCACCAUCGCCGCCACCACCGACGACGACUAAGUCCAAUCCCGUUUUGGUGCAUGUGGCUGAUUACGUUUCGUCCGAUUGUGUGGACAGCGUUGAUUCGGAUGAUCAGCGAUCACUACACACCAGUGAGAUUGAUCUCGGUGGAUCAGACGUCGAGGGGUCUGACGACCACCCUCAUCCUUUCCCGGAAUCUUCCGAUGACGAUCUACCCCCAGACGAYGAUGACGACGACAAUGACGAUUUAGACCUAUCUUCGGUUGGUCCGACCACUCCACUACCUCCUUUGUCGUCGCCGUCAGCUUCGCUAACCGAUGUUCGAGCGGUGACCACAUCCAAGUCCGACGGGCAGAUAUACGGACGGCGACGUGAUGAACUAGAUGACGAUGCGAGUACGUCUAGCCUUAACAGACAGACCCAGUGUUGCAUUAGAUUCAAAACACAUCCAAAGUCAUCAAGGAAGCGAUCGCAAUCCCAUUCUUGCAAGUUGAUCUAAUCGUAUACGUCACCUGAAUUUAAUCGUGUAUAUAUUUAUAAAUAUAAUAUUCAUAAUAACUGCUUUUCAAUUUACAAGUGCUGUUGUUUUAUAGUUACAAUAUCAUUAUUACGGCCCAAAUUCUGCAAUUUUCUUUUUGUUAUUCAAAUUUAGACUAAUUAUGGUAACCAAGCGGAUUAGUAAAAAUAAAAUAAUCAUAUGUUUUAUCACCACUGAAUAUUACACAAUUUAGCAAAAAUCAUAUUGUAAUUCAAUUAUAAUAUGCAUUUUGAUUGGUGGUUGAAUUAUUUUAUGUUGUUUAUAAAAACGUGUUUAAUUAUUACCACCAAUAAAUUGUCCAAAAUAUUGAAUAAAUGCAAAAUAAAAUUAUCAAAUAUUAUAUCGCAUGAAUGCCAUACCUACGACAGACCAGCCCCUAUUUUACUGUUUAUKUGUAGCACAAAUAAAAAAAGUGUGUGAUAAACAUUCAUAAAUUUAAAUUUGCCAAAUAUUUUCCAAAAUAGCAUGCUCUCUCCAAAUCUUCAAAAUGAA
Messenger RNA from Diuraphis noxia (Russian wheat aphid), 3266 nucleotides. RefSeq names its product soluble guanylate cyclase 88E-like. Gene Ontology annotation, cellular component: guanylate cyclase complex, soluble. Gene Ontology annotation, biological process: cGMP biosynthetic process; nitric oxide-cGMP-mediated signaling; response to oxygen levels. Lineage: Eukaryota; Metazoa; Arthropoda; Insecta; Hemiptera; Aphididae. Gene Ontology annotation, molecular function: nitric oxide binding; heme binding; oxygen sensor activity. The record is from RefSeq and is a predicted model, not a curated record.